AUUAUGCCUGAAGGAUCCUUACAUGACACAUGAACCUGACAGAUCAUAAAAACAAUGUGAUUGUCAGUUUAAACAUUAACUUGCAGGAUGAAACUCUGGACAUUUCUGACGAUGCAUUCUGAGGACGUACAGUCGACAAUAUGAGCAGCUUCGGGCAGAUCUUGAAGGAGAUCGGAGAGUUUGGUUUAUUUCAGAAGCGUUUAGUCGCUGUGCUAUGUAUUCCCGGCAUUUUCGUUGCAUUUGAUGCGAUUGGACAAGUGUUUACAGGCAUGAACUUCCCUCAUCACUGUAACACUGACUGGAUCUUGGACCGAGGACCCAACCUGACUGUGGAGAGACAGAUAAAUCUCACCAUCCCUGUGAACAAAGAUGAAACGUAUGAGAGCUGUGAAAUGUUCACACCUGUGGAUUGGGAUUUGGAAAAGAUUGAAGCAUUUGGGAUUAACACAACAACAGGAUGCAUAAAUGGAUCAGAUUAUGAGACACCCAAAGGUGCCUCCAGCAUCGUGACAGAUUUUGAUCUGGUUUGUGACAGGAGCAGUCUCAUUGAGGUUUCACAGUCUAUAUUCAUGGUUGGUCUCCUGGUUGGAGCGUUGGUGUUUGGGCUAAUGGCUGACAGGUUUGGUCGACGCUUCGUGGUCCUCCUCUCCUUUCUUCAGCUACUGCUGUGUACUGUCGCUGCUGCUUUCUCACCCAACAUCUAUGUCUACAUCGUUAUCAGAUUCUUAGGUGGCAUGUCAAAUUCUGGCAUCGGUGCAAAUGCAUUUGUCAUAGGUGGAGAAUGGAGUGAUUCUUCCAAGUUUGCUCUCUGUACCGUCGCCGCCCAAUCUACAUUUCCUCUUGGACUAAUGAUAAUGUCUGGCAUUGCCUAUCUGAUCCGUGACUGGAGGAUCCUGCAGCUGGUGCUCUUCUGCCCUCUUGUCCUUGUUCUGGGACUAUUUUACUGGAUUCUUCCAGAGUCAGCUCGCUGGCUCCUCACCCAGGGCAGGGAGAAGGAGGCCAUAAAGGAAAUCUGCAGGGCAGCUAAGGUGAAUGGGAGGAAGGUCCCAGAAGACCUGAAAGAGAGGCUUGAGGCUGCAGGAACAUCCAAAAGAGGAAACAUGUUGGACAUCUUCAGGAUCUCCUACCUGAGAAAACGUGCUCUUGUAAUGAGCUUCAUCUGGUUUGCAACUAAUCUGAUGUACUAUGGACUGAGCCUGAAUGUCGGCAACUUUGGUCUGGAUAUCUACCUCACGCAGUUCAUCUUUGGUCUCGUAGAAAUUCCUGCAUAUCUGGGCACUUUACCAUUCAUCCAGCACUUUGGGAGGAGGAUAUGUCAAUCUGGGGUGCUGAUCUUUGCAGGAUGUGCUUGUCUUGGGACACUUGUGAUUCCAAAAGAUCUUCCUCAAGUCGUAACAGCCAUCGCUGUUCUUGGAAAAUUUGCAGUAACUGCCUCUUUCUCGAUAGUCUAUGUUUACACGGCAGAACUAUACCCGACCGUUGUGAGGCAGAAUGGUGUAGGUCUAAGCACCAUGUGUAGUUGUGUGGGGGGUAUCCUGGCUCCACUGGUCAGACUCCUGGACGUCUACCAUUACACCAUCUCCAUGCUAAUAUACGGCACCAUCACCAUUGCUGCUGGAGGUUUCUGUUUACUACUGCCUGAAACCUGCAAUGUUGAACUGCAGGACCACACUGAACCAAGGGAACCUGACAAUGGAACUGCUGAGAUGUUAUGUUAUUUAGAAAAGAGCACAAAAUUGUAAUUCAAAUGAGCAAAACAGAUUUCAGAGUCUAUAAUAUCAGGAACAGUAACGUGUUUCCACUUAACUGAUACAGUAGUAACAGUAAUUGCCCAGAUCAACCUUGAUUAGCUGAACAAAAUAAUCUCAUGUUCUUAAACGAACAACUUGUAUCUUAGAUCCCAUUCCUUUAAACUAGCUGUAAUCAAACCCCUUCUCAUGAAAUCCGCCCUGGACCCGGAGGUUUUAGCCAACUACAGACCGAUGUCCAAGCUCCUGUUGGGACAAUGUCUCCGUGAAACUAAAGGCCCACGCUUAGGCCUAUAUGUGUAGAGAAGGCCUGAAAACCAACAUGGUCCCUUUGUUCAGGAGAACUAUCAGGAAGCCAAGAACUCAUCUCCCAGGAUGUAGCAGUCCUUUUGUUCCGGACAGUUUCACCCAGAGGUGUGAAAAAGCCAACAGGGUCAACUCCAAUUGAUCACUCUGGCCCCAUGACCUGUGAGGACACCGGGCCAAUAUAAGGACGGAUCUCCCUCUCCUCAAUCUCUUUCCAUCAACCUUCCCAGGAGAAGGCUGCCGGCCUUUCUUCUCCUGCACCGCAGAGGGGGGAGCCUGGCAUCUUCUCUUCGCAUCCAAAUCUACGAGAGGAGCGUAAAAGUCUAGCUCCCAGCUCAUCUUCUCAAGGAAACCUCCUCUCAAAUCAAGUUCUUCCAAACUCCUAGCAGCGACUCAAUGUCCUACAGGUAGGAUUCAACAAGCAAGAGAGUCCCACAGCUCAACAGAACUGCGAGAACUUAACCACACAAAGCCAGAAGACUUCACACAACCGGCAGGACAGAGGGUAACUGCACAGCAACUUCAUUUCUCCCCUUCUAAGGACUGGUAACAUACUAGGCUUAAUACUUAUAAUAGGCUAAGCAAUACUGUUUAUUCAAUUCUGUGUGAUGUCUAUGAGUUUGAUACGUGUUUGACAUUUUGGGUUAUAAGUAAUUCGAAAGUAAGGUUAGUUUGUAAUGCUCUUCAUGGUCUUUCAUUGCAUUUCAGUCUACCCGUUUUGUCUGAUUUAGCACCAACACAGAUACAAGCACUUCACCUGCUAUCGGUCGUAAAGCAACUUCAGAAGAAAGGGGGGGGAUGCAAAUUUUCGGGUGGCCAGUGACCAUCUUGAAAGCAUGCUGAGGAAGCUGUGAGCUUUUAAUUAAGCCACAAAUUUUGGAAGCACACUGACUUACAUAGGCACACACACUCACACACACAUCUUUG
Messenger RNA from Platichthys flesus (European flounder), 2981 nucleotides. RefSeq names its product solute carrier family 22 member 13-like. The transcript is spliced from 10 exons. The coding region runs from base 141 to 1742 and encodes 533 amino acids. Gene Ontology annotation, molecular function: transmembrane transporter activity. Gene Ontology annotation, cellular component: membrane. Lineage: Eukaryota; Metazoa; Chordata; Actinopteri; Pleuronectiformes; Pleuronectidae. The record is from RefSeq and is a predicted model, not a curated record. Gene Ontology annotation, biological process: transmembrane transport.